This is a messenger RNA of Gamsiella multidivaricata, 1437 nucleotides long. RefSeq lists its product as uncharacterized. NCBI's taxonomy places the organism in Eukaryota, Fungi, Mortierellomycota, Mortierellomycetes, Mortierellales, Mortierellaceae. The record is from RefSeq and is a predicted model, not a curated record. The coding region runs from base 202 to 1209 and encodes 335 amino acids. The transcript has 2 exons.
GCUUCAUUUUACUUUAUCACUCAUAGGGUAUCCUGCGCAAUCCAGUGGCGACUCUACUGCAGGAACAAGUGGAUCACCUAUUUUUCUUACCUCUACAUCAGCGUCGGUCUCUACUUCGUUGUCGCCACCCGUCUACACUACACCGUCGAUGUCGUCCUCGCCGUCUUCAUCACCUUCGCGGCCUGGUCCCUCUAUAUCGGCAUGGUCGAUGUUGUCAUGGAGCAUGAGUACUUUGGCAUCCAGAGUCACCACGAGAAAUAUGCUGUCUUCGAUAGCACCAUUGCCGAGUACGAGUUCAUCCAGGAGGAGGACGAUGAGGCGAUUCGCAACGCUGGAACGGCCACUCUACGCACAAGAAGACGACAGCUCGAACACAUGAUGAACCGCCUUCGCGGACCCCGCAUCGGAUACGGUCAGGGCGAGUACGAUCGUGUUGCAUUCUUGCCCAAGCAAUUCAAUCUGUGGCUGAAAGGAUUGGUCCGGUGGUGCGAUGGGUUGGAUCUUCGCAUGCGUCCUCUGGAGGGUGCAUCAAAGGGUACCUCUCGUUGGGAGGAAUUAGUGGUACGUUACCGCUCAGAGCAGGUCUCGGGAGGUGACUCUCGCGCACGAAUGUACAGAAAAAUGAACGAGGGAGUGGAGGAUGAGGUAGAUGAGGACACGAUGGUCCGCAGUGAGAUGGUCCAAGUGUAUCGUGCUCACGAGUGUCCAGAGCAGCAGCAGCAGGGACGCUGGCGCUCAUUGCCACUGCGCCUUACCUCUCCACGACAGCGCAAGGCAUCCCUGAAGGAGGAAAAGGACGGAAAGGCAGAUCGUGACAGUAAAUGGCGCGUAUUAAAAAUCGCAGCCAUCAUUAUUGUCAACGCCAUCCUCUUAAUCAAAAUUGCUCAAGCUAUCGAGAACGGAGCACCUCCCCCACCGCCACAACACUGGACCAAGGACAUGGAGUCCUAUUCUGGAGGUUCUAUCAACAAUGGAACCAUAGAUGCAGCAACUGUAGCUCCCGAGUAUAAUCAGCCACAGGAGCUUCGCCGGGGAGAAAACCAGGAACACCGGGAGCAAGCAUACAGCGCAGUGAUAGUUGAGGAGGAGGAAGGAGGAGAGGAUCAUUAUCGUCGCCGCGGAGAUCAUCACCAUAUGCGUCGUCGAGAGGUCAGGCACCAUAAGGAGCGCUCCCAUGUGCGAGACUGGGAGCCAGAAGGCGCUAUCUAGAGACGGCAUCAAAGAGUUUAUUUCCAGCCUGACUGGUUCGUCCUAGAAAGUUGCCAUAGUCGUAUUCGGUUCUGUACAUACACCACUGCCAUUCGUCGCCAUUUAUUUAUAGUCAUAUCUCCUGUAUAUUACCCCAUUUUUCCUAAUUAAAAAAUCAAGCAGUAAAAGGACUUGCGAAGCCUUUCGGCAUUGGGCAAUGGAUAGCACGUGAUAAGCGCACGGCAUAUC